Messenger RNA from Sphenostylis stenocarpa, 990 nucleotides. NCBI's taxonomy places the organism in Eukaryota, Viridiplantae, Streptophyta, Magnoliopsida, Fabales, Fabaceae. The record is from the annotation of a GenBank genome assembly.
AUGGCUUCGGCUUCGGCUUCGGCUUCGGCGGAGGAACUGACGCUGAGAGUGAAAUGGAGCGGCAACGAGUACACCGUCCGUGUCUGCGGCGACGACACCGUCGGUGAACUCAAACGCCGAAUCUGCGAACUCACCAACGUCUUACCUCCUCGUCAGAAGCUAUUGUACCCUAAACUCGCUUCCAAACUCAACGACGAUUCCAUCUUCCUCUCUCAACUCCCUCUCAACUCCUCUCUCAAGAUGACCAUGAUCGGUACUACGGAAGAGGACUUACUCAUCGAUCCAGUGGAUUCCCCUGAGAUUCUCGACGAUUUGGAACUCCCCAAGGACGAAGCUGUUGACAUCAAAGAUAUGGAAGUCAACAAGCGAAAAUUGACCAGACGAAUUAAUCAAGUCAAGAUUGAGCUUCGAAAUCCGUGUCGCAAAGGAAAGAAACUUCUUGUUCUGGAUAUUGAUUACACUCUCUUUGAUCACCGCUCCUCCGCUGAGAACCCUCUUCAGCUCAUGAGACCUUACCUUCACGAGUUUCUUACAUCAGUUUAUGCAGAGUAUGACAUCAUGAUAUGGUCUGCAACUAGCAUGAAGUGGAUUAACCUCAAAAUGGGGCAACUUGGGGUUCUGGAUAAUCCUAACUACAAAAUCACUGCCCUUCUUGACCACAUGGCAAUGAUCACUGUUCAGUCUUCUUCUCGUGGGGUCUUUGAUUGCAAGCCUCUUGGUUUGAUCUGGGCACAGUUCCCUGAGUUCUACAGUUCUUCAAAUACCAUCAUGUUCGAUGAUCUUAAAAGAAAUUUUGUGAUGAACCCACAGAAUGGUUUGACAAUCAAACCAUUCAGGAAGGCUCAUGCCAACCGAGAUAAUGAUCAAGAACUCAUGAAACUUACCCAGUACUUACUAGCCAUUGCAGAGCUUGAUGACUUGAGCAACCUUGAUCAUUAUAAUUGGGAGUUAUUCACAGAGGACAAUGCUAAAAGGCGUAGGCACAGAUAA